Molecule: messenger RNA, 786 nt
Organism: Adineta steineri
Lineage: Eukaryota; Metazoa; Rotifera; Eurotatoria; Adinetida; Adinetidae
Source: the annotation of a GenBank genome assembly
AUGCCAAAAAAAAAUAAAAUGUUUAAUGAAGAUCAUAAUAAUGAAAAUGAUUCAUCAUCAUCAUCAUCCGAUAAUCACACACCACCAACUACGAAUCGACAAUUUGUCAAGAAAAAACGACAAGUAACACGUUCAACAGGCAAUAGAUUUAAUACAUCACAAAGUGAUGAUGUACAAUAUAAAACAUUAGUAUAUUUUGCUCUAAUCGAUCUUGCAUUGGUUGUGAUUCAAGCAUUGAUUUAUCCAAGUCGACUUAUGGUAAACUAUUUGUAUCAAAUAUUCCAUCGUAUAACAAGUGACGAUAGCACUGUUCAUCCCGGCUUAAAUGAAACUCACGUCGAGUUUCCUGAUAUUACCUUAGAGAAUGAUGCUUCAGUUAUAACGGACAAUGAUGAUGAUAAUGAACAAUGGAAUACUAGUCGUCAUGCUGCAAUUCAACCAGAUAAACAGAUACAAAAAUUUGAUAUGAAUAGUGAAGAAAAUCAAAUUUCUAGUUCCGGAAUGGUUUCGACUGAUAAUAAUACAUUUAUUUCAGCUAAUAAGAAAUUAAAAGAUAGUAUGUCAUCGACUAAAGUGAAUCCUCUCAUCGAUAAUCCGAAAAAUGAUCAACCGGAUGAUAUUGAUAAAAAAUUAAUUUUCGAAGCAAUAUGUUUAUCAUCAGAUGAUAAAGCAGAACCUGGAAAAGAUUUUAUUCCCAAUGAAUGUGCUUCAGAAGAAUUUCCACAAGGUAGUUGUACAAUGUGUACACCAGGUGACGAAGAGUCAAGUGAAGACAGCUGUUAUUAA